Adineta ricciae is the source of this 2514-nucleotide messenger RNA. The record is from the annotation of a GenBank genome assembly. Lineage: Eukaryota; Metazoa; Rotifera; Eurotatoria; Adinetida; Adinetidae.
AUGAAGACAUCGUUUGAAUCGAAAGCAUCGAGAAGAAAAUAUCGGUUCCCCGUCGGUUUGAUGUUAAUAGGAUUAGUAAUCCUCGGUUUGAUUAUAGCUGUAAUGUAUAUAGAAAAGCCAAAGAACUACCGUGACGCCGAUCCAUCGAUAGCAUCGCUUGUAAUUGUCACGUACCGAAGUAAUCGAACAAACUCGAAAUCAGCAAAAAUUGCGGUUACAGAUUCAUUGGCGACUGACUUUACGAAAGCUUUCCAUUUGCACGGAAUUCGUAUUCAUUCUGCUGAAUUUCGAUAUUUAUCUAAAGAAGAUGACAAAUUUCGAUGUGAUAAUGGCGUCGCGAUAAUUGGAGAUUAUUUUCAAAUAAUAUUUUCUCUGGAAUAUCCAUUCGAAUGUCAGACAUUCAGCUGUAAAGAUGGAUUGAUCACGAAACUUCAAUAUGAAAUCGCUAAUCAGUAUCAUACGAUGGUUUUAUCGGAAAAAGUCACCAACGGUAACAUGCGAAAUAUUCUGUUGAACUUCUGUUCGUUUUACAUCAAUUCCACAGGUGAACACAAAACGGGCAUUACAAAGAUAGUUGUCAAUUCACUAGACAGUAUGGGCGCUUAUGAAAGACUUCGAGGUGUAGCAUAUGGUCAAUUAGAUCCAACGAGUGCGUGCAACAGUAUCAUUACCGAUGUGCAGCUUGCCCCGCGUAAUAAAGCCGGUUUGGUCAACUAUUCCAUGGAUUUCUAUAUCCUUAAACCAGUCAAGUUAUCCGGUGGUAAUCGUAAAAUAUUCUUUGAAGUUAACAAUCGUGGCCGGAAAUUGUUCGGUAAAUUUGCUCAGAUAUCAGGUGGGAACAGUCCUUCGAUGGUCGGUGAUGUUGAGCGAAGCUUCCUUCUGAAACAAGGAUAUACGAUUGUAUGGAGUGGUUGGGAUCCAAGUGUUCCAUCGACUGGUGAUUCGAACUUGCUGCGUAUAUAUGUACCAAUCGCAAGAAAUUCAGAUGGCACAUCAGUAACAGGUCCUGUUUAUGAAUAUAUUGUGUUCGAUAAUCCGAUAAGUACGUCAUACAUGACGUCGUAUCAUACGAGUAGUACAGACACAAGCACUGCAACAUUAACAGUUAAAUAUCAUUUAACGGACACUCCGAUAGCAAUUCCGUCGAUGAAUUGGACAUGGACGAGUAGUAAUACGAUAGCUCUCUUGCCUUUGAACACACCAUUUCAACAAAGUGCAAUUUAUGAAUUGACCUAUACAGCCAAAGAUCCAUACGUUGCUGGCAUUGGAUUCGCUGCUACUCGAGAUUUUGUUUCGUUUCUACGCAGUAAAAGACCCGACAAUCCAUUAGCUGGUGGCAUCAACCGAGUCAUAUCUUGGGGUGCUUCUCAAGCAGCACGUUACAUGAACGAUUUUCUUUCGUUGGGUUUCAACCAAGAUUGCCAGGGAAAACAAAUCUUUGAUGGUACGUUCAACUGGAUGGGAGCUGGAAAUGGCGUUGGUCUUAAUUAUCGUUUCGCACAACCGCAGCGCACGGAACGCAAUCGACAGGAUCAUUUAUAUCCCGAAGCAGUGUUCCCAUUUACUUAUACUAUUCUUCGUGAUCCACUUACUGGAAAAAUUGAUGGUCGUAACGCUCGAUGUAUGCGAACCCGUACGUGUCCCAAGGUUAUGAACGUGAAUUCUGCUAACGAUUACUGGGUGAAGGCGGCUUCAUUGCUGCAUUCUGACCUUGGAGGUAAUGACCUACCCGACCCACCGAAUGUACGUUUCUAUUUGAUAUCUGGCACUCAGCAUGCUGAUCCAUCGCCGCCUGGCUCACAAGGAAUCUGUCAGCAGUUUGGCAACACUCUAGAUGCUACUCCUAUUCUACGUGCUCUCUUUGUUACAUUAGAUCAAUGGCUGGAUGGUAUAAGACCACCCCCAAGCUUAACUCCAAGUCGUUCGAAUGGAACUGCAACGUUCUCUGAUAUUACCCAUCAUUCGUCUCUUGGUAUUGGUCGUGUCUCACAACGAUCAUUGCGGUGGCCAACGAUCCCUAAUGUUCUUUACACUGGCUUGAUCACCAUCCGAAAUUUGUUCAAUUUCGGAUCAAAUUAUAGCCAAGGUUUUCUUAGUAUUAAUCCAGUUCAGUCGACAGGCAAAUACUAUUCGUCUUUCGUAUCGAAAGUUAAUGAAGAUGGCAAUGAAAUUGCCGGCAUACGGCUUCCGCCUAUCUCCGUGCCCGUUGCUACUUAUACGGGAUGGAAUCACCGUCGAAACGACUAUGGAGGUGAUGAUGGCUGUGAAGCGAUUGGUGCAGUCAUUCCUUUUGCUCCUGAUUUAGCUACGCGAAUGGCGAAAGGCGACACUCGCUUAUCAUUAGUAGAACGUUAUGAAGAUCAUGAUGCAUAUGUAGCAGCUGUAACUGUAGCUACCACUACUCUUGUCAAUCAACGCUUGCUACUGCCCACGGAUGCUACCACAUACAUUAACAAUGCAAAAUUAUCAAUUCAAAUUAUAAAUCAUCAAACUUAUGGAAACUAUACUUGGUAG